CAUUCAAUUCAGAUAAUUAGAAAACAUGGGAAGAGCUCCAUGCUGUGACAAAGCCAACGUGAAGAAAGGGCCAUGGUCGCCUGAAGAAGAUGCCAAGCUCAAGUCUUAUAUCCAACUACACGGCACCGGCGGCAACUGGAUCACUCUCCCCCAGAAAAUAGGGCUGAAGAGAUGUGGGAAAAGUUGCCGGCUCCGGUGGCUCAAUUAUCUCCGCCCCAACAUCAAGCAUGGUGAGUUUACUGAGGAAGAAGACAACAUCAUCUGCAGCCUCUACAUAACCAUUGGAAGCAGGUGGUCCAUCAUAGCGGCGCAGCUGCCGGGAAGAACAGACAAUGAUAUCAAGAACUACUGGAACACAAAGCUGAAGAAGAAGCUACUAGGCACCAAGCUGCAACCACCCCAGCAUCAUAGGCAUGCAGAUUUGUAUUCUUUGCCGCAACAAACACUGCCCUUUCCCACACAUUAUUACUCAGACAUUCAUAACCAACAGCCAUCUCUAAGCUGCAGUAGCAGCAAGUUUCACUGCCCUGACGAUAAUGAUCUUCAACCACACCAAAACCCCAUUAAUGCUGCUACAAACACCGCCUUUUCAUCUGCAUCUUCCAUUUUCUCCAGCAAUUCCCAGCUGGGAUUUAACAGCUUUCCCGUUGAGCUAGCAGACGACCUAUUCUAUGGCGGAUAUGAUCAGACUCAAGAAAGCUAUAGCUAUUCAAUGGAGCUCCACAAUCUCCACCAAGAAAUGGCCCCGCCCAACAUUCUUGAAGGCCCAACCUACCUUAUUUAAUAUAAUUAAUAAUCUUUCUGUUUUUGUCAAUAAUUAAUGUUAAACUACUACUCCGUAGUUCUUAAUUAGCUAGCUAGGUUUCACUGAAUCUGGAAAAUAAUGUCGCUGUUUUGCACUAUAACUUUCAUCAUCAAAUCAUUCAUGCAUAUGUAAGUUCCUGAGAUGU
Messenger RNA from Ipomoea triloba (trilobed morning glory), 950 nucleotides. RefSeq names its product transcription factor RAX3-like. NCBI's taxonomy places the organism in Eukaryota, Viridiplantae, Streptophyta, Magnoliopsida, Solanales, Convolvulaceae. The transcript is spliced from 3 exons. The coding region runs from base 26 to 784 and encodes 252 amino acids. The record is from RefSeq and is a predicted model, not a curated record.